This is a messenger RNA of Saccharomyces cerevisiae S288C, 3090 nucleotides long. It is a transcript of the gene PEP5, whose product is annotated as tethering complex subunit PEP5. The coding region runs from base 1 to 3090 and encodes 1029 amino acids. Gene Ontology annotation, molecular function: ubiquitin protein ligase activity. The record is from RefSeq and is marked reviewed. Gene Ontology annotation, cellular component: endosome; cytosol; vesicle tethering complex. The transcript has a single exon. Gene Ontology annotation, biological process: vesicle-mediated transport; intracellular protein transport. NCBI's taxonomy places the organism in Eukaryota, Fungi, Ascomycota, Saccharomycetes, Saccharomycetales, Saccharomycetaceae.
AUGUCCCUGAGCUCCUGGAGGCAAUUCCAGCUUUUCGAGAAUAUUCCCAUAAGAGAUCCUAAUUUUGGAGGAGAUUCCCUAUUGUACUCGGACCCAACACUUUGCGCAGCUACAAUAGUAGAUCCUCAAACUCUGAUCAUAGCUGUAAAUUCAAAUAUUAUAAAAGUUGUCAAAUUAAAUCAAUCGCAAGUAAUACAUGAAUUUCAAUCUUUUCCUCAUGAUUUUCAAAUCACUUUCCUGAAAGUCAUCAACGGGGAAUUUCUCGUAGCGUUAGCUGAAUCCAUUGGCAAACCUUCCCUAAUAAGAGUAUAUAAACUAGAAAAACUGCCAAAUAGAGAACAACUAUACCAUUCACAAGUCGAACUGAAAAACGGUAAUAAUACAUACCCUAUUUCAGUUGUCUCCAUAUCAAAUGACCUUUCCUGUAUUGUGGUUGGAUUCAUUAAUGGGAAAAUCAUCCUUAUUAGAGGUGACAUUUCAAGAGAUAGAGGAUCUCAACAAAGGAUUAUAUAUGAAGAUCCAAGUAAAGAGCCAAUAACAGCUUUAUUCCUCAAUAACGACGCAACGGCUUGUUUUGCGGCUACAACUUCAAGAAUCCUUUUAUUUAAUACGACUGGUAGAAAUAGAGGGCGCCCAAGUUUGGUUUUAAAUUCAAAAAAUGGCCUGGAUCUAAAUUGUGGAUCUUUUAAUCCGGCAACAAACGAAUUUAUAUGUUGCUUAAGCAACUUUAUCGAAUUUUUCAGCUCUAGUGGAAAAAAGCAUCAAUUCGCAUUUGAUCUAUCGCUGAGAAAGAGGAUAUUUUGUGUAGAUAAAGAUCACAUUUUGAUUGUGACUGAGGAAACAGGUGUACCAACUACAUCCAUAAGUGUUAAUGAACUGUCGCCCACAAUAAUUAACCGAAUAUUCAUCAUUGAUGCUAAAAAUAAAAUCAUUUCUUUGAAUUUUGUUGUUUCUAGUGCAAUUAUUGAUAUUUUUUCAACCUCUCAGAGCGGUAAAAACAUCACUUAUCUGCUAACUUCUGAAGGAGUAAUGCAUAGGAUAACUCCAAAAUCUUUAGAAAAUCAAAUUAACAUCAUCAUCCAAAAGGAACUGUACCCUUUUGCUUUACAAUUAGCGAAACAGCAUUCAUUAUCACCGCUAGAUGUUCAGGAAAUUCAUAAAAAAUAUGGUGAUUAUCUCUUUAAAAAGGGACUCAGGAAGGAAGCAACAGACCAGUACAUACAAUGUCUGGACGUUGUGGAAACUAGUGAAAUCAUUUCAAAAUUUGGUGUCAAGGAGGUUCCUGACCCAGAGAGUAUGAGGAACUUGGCUGACUAUCUGUGGUCUUUGAUCAAGAAUUCUAUUUCUCAACGCGAUCAUGUUACCCUUUUGUUAAUUGUUUUAAUCAAAUUGAAGGAUGUUGAAGGAAUUGAUACUUUUAUCCAGCAUUUCGAUAGAAAAGGCAUUUGGAAUGAAGGUGUUGUGAUGGACGAUAUGGAUGAUGUGACGUUUUUUUAUUCAGAUAACGAUUUUUUUGAUUUAGAUUUAAUCUUAGAGCUUAUGAAAGAGUCAGAUUUUAAGCGUCUCUCAUACAGACUUGCAAAGAAGUAUUCAAAGGAUUCAUUAAUUAUUGUGGAUAUUUUAUUGAAUCUAUUGCAUAACCCUGUAAAAGCCAUAAAAUACAUAAAAAGUUUACCAAUUGAUGAAACCCUAAGAUGCCUUGUGACGUACUCGAAAAAAUUACUGGAGGAGUCACCGAAUGAAACUAAUGCUUUACUGAUAGAAGUAUUUACAGGGAAGUUCAAACCAUCCACUUUUGAAGUGGAUCUGGACCGGAGAGAUACGACGGGCGAUUUUUCUGAAAAUAUUAGAACAGUUUUUUACAGUUACAAAACAUUCUUCAACUACAUGAACUCAAAUGGUACAUCAGACGCAAUGAGCGAGUCUUCAGAGGCAUCCCACGAACAUGAAGAGCCUACUUAUCAUCCGCCGAAGCCAUCCAUUGUUUUCAGUUCAUUCGUUACAAAACCUUUUGAAUUUGUUGUUUUCUUAGAAGCCUGUUUGGCAUGUUACCAGCAGUAUGAGGGUUUUGACGAAGAUAGGCAAGUAAUUUUGACUACUUUAUAUGACUUAUAUUUGAAUUUGGCGCAAAAUGAUGUACCCGAGCGUAUAGACGACUGGCGUUCAAGAGCAACUGGCGUAUUGCGUGAGAGCAAUAAAUUGGUGUAUUCUGCCGCAAGUAAUAAUACUAGCAAAAGGGUGGAUAACUCAAUAAUGCUGUUAAUUUCCCAUAUGGAUCAAAGUAGUGCUUCAGCAAAAGAUAAGACGAAAAUUGACAUAGCUUCAUUUGCCAAUGAUAACCCCGAGAUGGAUUUGCUGAGUACAUUUAGGGCUAUGACGUUAAAUGAAGAACCAAGUACUUGUCUCAAAUUCCUAGAAAAAUAUGGCACAGAGGAACCCAAGCUCUUACAAGUAGCAUUGAGUUACUUUGUUUCUAAUAAACUAAUCUUCAAGGAGAUGGGCGGUAAUGAAGUACUGAAAGAAAAAGUAUUGAGGCCAAUUAUAGAGGGGGAAAGAAUGCCACUGUUGGAUAUAAUUAAAGCGCUAUCCCGUACAAAUGUAGCCCACUUUGGGCUGAUACAAGACAUCAUUAUUGAUCAUGUCAAAACCGAAGAUACAGAAAUCAAAAGGAACGAAAAACUAAUUGAAUCUUACGAUAAAGAGUUAAAGGAGAAAAACAAGAAGUUGAAGAACACCAUUAAUUCAGAUCAACCUCUCCACGUACCCCUGAAGAAUCAAACGUGUUUCAUGUGUAGACUGACAUUGGAUAUUCCUGUAGUUUUUUUUAAAUGUGGUCACAUUUACCACCAACAUUGUCUAAAUGAGGAAGAAGAUACUCUAGAAAGCGAGAGAAAGCUCUUUAAAUGUCCCAAAUGCUUGGUGGACUUAGAAACCUCCAACAAACUUUUUGAAGCUCAACACGAAGUAGUUGAAAAGAAUGAUCUUUUGAAUUUUGCAUUAAACAGUGAAGAAGGUAGUAGAGACCGUUUCAAAGUCAUAACAGAGUUUUUAGGUAGAGGUGCCAUCAGUUAUUCUGACAUCACUAUUUAA